UUCUGAUUGAGUUAUCCGGAUUAUUCGGUAUUAAUAGAUAUAUCUCUUACAACAAUUGUUGUUGUUUGUUGGGGGAAUAUGAUAUGUUUUGAUGGCAUUCUACGAUACUUGGCCGAAGGUAGACCCUGUUAUAAUACUGGUGGUGCUAUGUCUGAUUGUAUUAGUUGACCGGAUCUGGGAGAUGAUACUCACCAAGAGACAGCAAUUGGUGUGCCUGAACUCGAUCAUGGUGCCGGAGGAGCUGAGAGGAAUCAUUCCGCCGGAGAUUUACCAUCGGGCUAGGAUCUACGAAUUGCACAAAACGGAACUGCAGCUUUGGAAGUACCUAAUUGACCUGAUCCUCUCGCUGUGUGAGCUGGCCUUGGGUUUUUAUCCCUUCCUCUGGGGACUGGCCACCAAGAGCCUGGCAGCGGUGACCUCAGCGGAGAUCUGGAUCAGCCUGAUCUUCGUCUUUUACCUGACCAUCUACAUAUGUCUGAGGUUCCUUCCCGUGCUGAUCUACGACAAGUGUCUGCUGGAGCUGCGCUAUGGGAUGUCGGGGAAGUUUCCGUGGUACCUGUACUGCUGCAUCGGCCUCCUGGCCAUCCUGCUCAGCCAGUUGGUGCUGCUCCCGCUGGCCGCGGCCAUUGUGUUCAGCGUGACCUUCGUCGGCUACUACUUCUUCCUGUGGUUCUGGCUCUUCUGGGCCCUGUUCACCCUGAUGCUGGUCUUCUUGCUACCCUACUGCUGCAUUCCGUGCAUUGGACGUCAGGUAGUCCUGCCGGAGGGCACUGCUCUGUAUGCGGAGGUGAAGCGGGUCUGCGACAUGGUUGGAUUCCCCAUGAAGCGUGUGUUCAUCAUCAAGACUCGGACCAUGCAGUAUAGCAACGCCUACUUCUAUGGCAGCUGCUGUUUGAAGAGGAUUGUCAUCUUCGAUACCCUGCUGCUGAACAAGGGAUUGGAUGUCGGUGAGCUUCAGCCGUACGAAGUGGGCAGGGGACUGACCAACACCCAAGUGGCGGGCGUGGUGUGCCACGAGCUGGGUCACUGGAAGCAUGGGCAUUUCUACAAGGCCACCAUCAUCAUGAAGCUGCACUUUUUGCUGACCAUGGGACUCUUUGGCCUGUUCUUCCACUGCCCGCAGCUGUACAUGGCGGUGGGAUUCGCACCCGGCCUGUGUCCCAUCAUCGUGGGAUUCAUCAUCGUCCUUCGGUUCACCCUCACUCCAUAUCUCACGCUGGCCAACGUCCUGAUGCUGUGGAAUUUGCGACGCUUUGAGUAUGCCGCCGAUACCUUCGCCCAUCGCAUGGGCUACUCCAUCCAACUGAGAUUGGCCCUGGUCAAGAUCUAUGCCGAUCACAUGAGCUUCCCGGUCUACGAUAACUGCUACGCCUGCUGGCAUCACACGCAUCCCACGAUCCUCCAGAGACUGGCCUAUCAGCAGAAGUUGGAUGCCAAGGCCAUGCGAGGUGGACCCUACCAAUCGUAG
Drosophila elegans is the source of this 1468-nucleotide messenger RNA. RefSeq names its product CAAX prenyl protease 1 homolog (gene ste24c). The transcript has 2 exons. Gene Ontology annotation, cellular component: endoplasmic reticulum membrane. Gene Ontology annotation, biological process: CAAX-box protein processing. Bases 92 to 1468 code for a protein of 458 amino acids. The record is from RefSeq and is a predicted model, not a curated record. Lineage: Eukaryota; Metazoa; Arthropoda; Insecta; Diptera; Drosophilidae. Gene Ontology annotation, molecular function: metalloendopeptidase activity.